AUGACCCUUCUUGCUGAUCCCACUCCUUCUGUUACCAGCACUCCCUCUCCUGUGAAGGGUACUCAUCCCCCUCCUCAGACUGUCCCCGCGGAUCCUCCGAGGACGGUGGUGGUUGUUUACGGUCCCGGCCAGGACACCAUUGUGCAGGUUGUCGCCGAGGUUCUGGGCAAACCGUGGACCACGGAAACGUCGCUGUCCUCGCUGGUGAAGGGCAGUAAUGCCGUCGUGGUGGGGAUCCUGGCCGACGAGCUGGCCCGCAGUCUCGAAGGGUGCGACCCUUCCACCCUGAUCGUGAUCAACACGCACUGUGUGGACGACGGCUCUGCGCCGGACGAGGCGCUCACCGACCGCUGCGACUAUGAGUUUCUGUACUCGCACAGCCCGGUUCUGCGGCGCGAUCUGACGCGGUUCCUGUCGUUGGUCCUGGGCCAGACGCGGCCGCACGAGGAUCUGAAGACCAAGACGCGCACCAACUUCAUCUCGACGACUUUCCCCGAUGUGCAUGCGGCGCUGCCGAACCUGGACAUCCUGUCGGUCGGGUCGGAUGCGGUGGAGAUCCGGGUGGACCUGCUGGUCGAGCCGUCGCCGCAGGGGGUCACCAGCCCCGUCCCGAGCCUCCGGUACGUGGGCCAGCAGGUGAUGCUGCUGCGGCAGCACACGGAGCUGCCGAUCAUCUUCACGACGCGAUGCACGCGGGAGAACGGCAAGUUCCCCAUGGACGACCCGAUGCUGUUCUACCGGUACCUGCGGCGGGCGAUCCAGUGGGGGUGCGAGUACAUCGACGUGGAGCUGUGGCUGCCGGAGGAGAUCCGGCGGCGGCUGGCCGAGCACAAGGGCCACAGCGUGAUCAUGUCGGCGUUCCAUGAUUUCUCGGGCACCUGGAAGUGGACAUCGCCCGAGGCGGCGCGGAUCUUCGCGGAGAGCGCCCGGUACGCGGACAUCGUCAAGAUGAUCGCCAUGGUGCACACGAUCGAGGCCAACUACGAGCUGGAGUACUUCCGGUCGACGGUCAAGGCGAGCGGGUCGCCGCCGCCAUCCCCGCUGCUGUCGGCGGUCAACAUGGGCCAGAUGGGCCAGCUGUCGCGGGCGCUCAACACGGUGUUCUCGCCCAUCACGCACCCGCUGCUGCCGAUGAUCGCGGCGCCGGGCCAGCUGACGGCGGCGGAGAUCAACGAGGCGAUGCACAUCAUGGGGUCGCUGCCGAAGCGGGACCUGUACGCGAUCGGGUCGUUCCGGGCGACGCCGCAGUCGAUGUUCAUGGAGAAGUGUUUCAAUGAGCUGAGCCUGCCGCACACGCUGACGUCGAUCGACCGCGGCCCCAAGGGGACCAUCGAAGGGGUGAUCAUGCAGCCCAGCUUCGGGGGCGCCUCGGUCAACCCGCCCAUCUCGGCGGCGACGCCGUACAUCCCCGCGGUCAGCGAGGCGGCGCGGGCGAUCGGAUUGAUUGAUACCAUUGUGGUGCAGGGCGAUGGACCCACGACGACGCGGACGCUGAUGGGGGAGAACGCGACGUGGAAGGGCAUCCGGGCGACCCUGACGCGGGACUACGUGCCGUCGGCGUACCGGGGCCGGGCGGCGAUCAUCCUGGCGGGGUCGGAGAGCGAUGCGUCGGCGGCGAUCUUUGCGCUGCGCAGUCUCGGGGUGGGAGCGAUCUACACGGUCGGAUUCCGGGCGACGGGACCGCUGGCGGCGGGGCUGGAGCCGUUCACGUCGAUCCAGUCGGUGAAGCUGGUGGAGCAGCCGUUUGUGAUGGUGUCGGCGCUGCCGCCGGAGAAGUCGCUGCUGGUGCAGCCGCUGCUGCGGCACUACCGCAGCACGGGGCGGACGUCGCCGCGGUCGACGCGGGGGAAGGUGUACCUGGAUCUGACGGCGAGUUCGGGGGCGCGCAAGGGGGAUCCGGUGGGCGUGGCGGUGGGAGCGGGCUGGACGGCGUACGGGAUUGACGAGGUGACGGCGUGGACGACGGUGGAAACCUUGCGGCUGCUGGUGGGACAGAAUGUGCCGUUUGAUUUUGUGCGGAUGGCUUCGGGGAGGAUUUAUUAA
This is a messenger RNA of Aspergillus thermomutatus, 2043 nucleotides long. RefSeq lists its product as uncharacterized. The transcript has a single exon. NCBI's taxonomy places the organism in Eukaryota, Fungi, Ascomycota, Eurotiomycetes, Eurotiales, Aspergillaceae. The record is from RefSeq and is a predicted model, not a curated record. The coding region runs from base 1 to 2043 and encodes 680 amino acids. Gene Ontology annotation, molecular function: 3-dehydroquinate dehydratase activity.